AUGGCGCACCAAUUCCAUAAGGAGCCCGAGUUCGAGACACUACAGCUACAUGCGGGGCAAGAGCCCGAUCCAACGACAAAUGCGCGAGCGGUGCCCAUCUACGCAACGUCUAGCUUCGUUUUCAACAACUCCGAGCAUGCGGCAGAUCUCUUUGGCCUUAGGGCAUUUGGGAACAUCUAUUCUCGUAUUGGAAAUCCGACCGUUGAAGUCUUUGAGAAACGGAUGGCAGCUCUCGAAGGAGGUGCUGCAGCAGUUGCGGCUUCGAGUGGUCAGGCGGCGCAGUUUAUGGCAAUCUCCACUAUUGCCGGUGCUGGAGACAACAUCGUCUCGACUUCGUAUUUAUAUGGCGGUACCUAUAACCAGUUCAAAGUGUAUCUGAAGAAGUUCAAUAUCGGGGUCAAAUUCGUCACCAGCGAAGAUCCGGCGGCGUUCGCGGCUGCGAUCGACGAAAACACGAAGGCUAUAUAUGUCGAGAGUAUUGGCAACCCAAAGUACAACGUCGCACCGCUACCCGAGCUUGCCAAGGUUGCCCACGACAACAACAUCCCCCUUAUCGUAGACAACACAUUCGGCAUGGGUGGAUAUUUGAUUCGCCCAAUUGAGCACGGUGCCGACAUCGUAGUGCACAGUGCGACGAAGUGGAUUGGUGGACACGGAAACACCAUUGCAGGCGUCGUCAUUGACUCAGGCAAAUUUGACUGGGCACGCUCCGGAAAGUUCCCCACAUUCACUGAGCCCUCGGAAGGCUACCACGGCUUGCGAUACAGCGAAACGUUUGGGCCUAUUGCCUUCGCAAUCAAGUGCCGCGUGGAAGUGCUGCGUGACCUUGGGUCGUCGAUGAAUCCCUUCGCUGCGUUCCUGCUACUGCAGGGCCUCGAAACGCUCAGCUUGCGAGGACAGCGUCACUCUGACAAUGCCCUCAUUCUUGCACAAUGGCUGGAGAAGCACGACAAGGUCGCGUGGGUAUCGUACCUCGGGCUCGAGUCGCACUCCUCGCACGCAGUCGCGAAACGGCUCUGCAGGCCAAACAUCUACGGCGGCGUGCUGAGCUUCGGCGUCAAAGGCGACGCAAAAAUUGGCAGCAAGAUCGUCGACAACCUGCGCCUCGCAAGCAACCUUGCGAAUGUGGGCGACGCGAAGACGCUUGUGAUCCACCCCGCGACGACGACGCACCAGCAGCUCACGACCGAGGAGCAGUUUGCGUCGGGCGUGACGCCUGAUCUCAUCCGGGUAUCUGUUGGUAUCGAAAAUAUCGCGGAUAUCAUCGCGGACUUCGAUGCAGCCUUGCAGGCUGUGCCGUAA
This is a messenger RNA of Postia placenta MAD-698-R-SB12, 1302 nucleotides long. RefSeq lists its product as hypothetical. The transcript is spliced from 14 exons. Gene Ontology annotation, molecular function: transferase activity, transferring alkyl or aryl (other than methyl) groups; pyridoxal phosphate binding. NCBI's taxonomy places the organism in Eukaryota, Fungi, Basidiomycota, Agaricomycetes, Polyporales, Adustoporiaceae. Bases 1 to 1302 code for a protein of 433 amino acids. Gene Ontology annotation, biological process: transsulfuration. The record is from RefSeq and is a predicted model, not a curated record.